Molecule: messenger RNA, 999 nt
Organism: Fusarium poae
Lineage: Eukaryota; Fungi; Ascomycota; Sordariomycetes; Hypocreales; Nectriaceae
Exons: 1
Coding region: 1-999 (332 amino acids)
Molecular function (GO): hydrolase activity
Source: RefSeq, a predicted model, not a curated record
AUGUCUUCUACCGCUACCUCGAAACACGUCAAGACUCGCAUUCUUAUUAUAUCGGACACACAUGGAUCCAAACCAAAGCCCAAAAACGAAAAGAGUUCCAGUACUGAAGACGAACUAAAUCAGGAAGAUGUCAUGAACGUGAUUACUGGCUGGGGGUAUCCUUUACCAGAGGCGGAUAUUGUAAUUCACUGUGGCGAUCUUACAAAACGCACGACUAUCCCCGAGUUCGAACAGACCUUCUCCGUCUUGCGAUCUAUCAAAGCUCCCUUGAAAUUGGCUAUUGCGGGUAAUCACGACACUGCACUUGAUGAGAAUUAUUGGACCAAAAAGUAUGGUGGAACGAAGGAGACCCUAGACAAGGUCAAAGAAAUUGUUCGAGAAGCUGAAAAAGACGGUGUUAAGUAUUUAACAGAAGGUGUUCACAGGUUUACCUUGGCAAACGGCGCAUUACUGAAGAUGUAUGCAAGUCCCUGGACUCCUGCCUACGGUGGCUGGGCUUUCCAGUAUGACGAUGGCCAUGACUUUGAUAUUCCUCCAGGGAUGGACGUGGCCGUGACUCACGGCCCUCCUCAAGGUAUCCUCGACUUCGCGGGUAUGACGGGUACCCACGCUGGAUGUCCAGAACUUCUUGCAGCCGUCGCCCGUGCGAAACCCAAGAUUCAUUGCUUUGGGCACAUCCAUGAAGCAUGGGGAAUGCACCAUGUUACCUGGGAUGGAGAUGAAAUCGACCAAGAUCGGUCACGACAGCUUGGGCUUAAAGGGCUGCGACCGAACCGUGUGACACAUAAUAAAGAGACGGCCCAAAUGACGAGGGAGAAACUUAUUGAAAUGAGCAAACAAAGAGCUGUUCAGCUUGACUUAACUCAGGGCGACACUCAGAUAGUCCCAGGCAAGCAGACGUUGUUUGUGAAUGCGGCGAUCAUGAGUAUCAGAUAUCGACCAGUACAGUUGCCAUGGCUCAUCGAUGUUGACUUGGAAAAGGUCGAACAAAUAGUCUAA